Messenger RNA from Purpureocillium takamizusanense, 1240 nucleotides. RefSeq lists its product as uncharacterized. The coding region runs from base 164 to 1240 and encodes 358 amino acids. The transcript is spliced from 5 exons. Lineage: Eukaryota; Fungi; Ascomycota; Sordariomycetes; Hypocreales; Ophiocordycipitaceae. The record is from RefSeq and is a predicted model, not a curated record. Gene Ontology annotation, molecular function: hydrolase activity.
CAUACCCUGCCCCACACGAUGUGGCUGCAGUGAUAAAGAUAGCAUUCCUCGUCAAACCAUCAAGGGUCCAUCCGAUUUGGACGACAAGUCACUCCGUCUCUCUCUCUCUCACACACACACACACGUGAAGAACACACAAACUAUACACAACAAACAUCCAAAGAUGGCUGCCGCGACCAACGGCACCGCCCUACCAACGGUGCCAGCUGCUGGCCCGAAGCUGCCCUCGGCCAUCCACCCGGACUUUAUCGACCGGUUGGACGAGGACUUCAUCGCCUACUACAACGAGCACCUAGGCAUCAAGCCCGUCACGCACAACGUGACGAUUGAGGACAUCCGAACGUACCCCGGGAGGUAUGCGUCGCCCUGGUACAAGGACUUUCGGUUCGAGCCGUUCGUCAAGGACAUCAAGAUCAAGUCGGAUGACGGGCACGAGUUUGGCGCCCGCGUGUAUACCCCCGAUGCGAGGACCUCGCCGUUUGGCGCGGGACCCUACCCCGUAUACAUCAACUUCCACGGGGGCGGAUAUACCUUUGGAAGCUUGCAGGGCGAUGCAGAGCUCUGCAUGAUGAUCCGUGAUCGUGUGGGAAUUCUCGUGCUUGACGUCGACUAUCGCCUGUGUCCCGAAAACACGUUUCUCAGAGGGCACGACGACUGCUGGGCCGCCAUUCGAUGGGUUGCCAGUCACGGUCAAGAGAUCAACGGCCGGCCCGAUUCCAUCUCCAUAGGAGGCAUCUCCGCUGGCGGCCACAUCAGCGCUGUGGCACAGCAGCUUGCCCGGGACACCGGCCUUGAGAUCAAACUAGCUGUUCUCGCUGUCCCCGCCACCGACUCCCACCUCGGCCUGCAAAAGGCUUCCGACUCGCCGUACCCAUCCUUUACGGAAAACGAGUUCGCCCCGUGCCUGAACUGGGCACGCAUGAAGUACUUCAUGGACCACUGCCAGCCCAAGACGGACGCCCAGCGCGCCGAGCUCGCCGCGCGUCCGGAGUGGCACAGCAGCCCCAUCAAGGGCGACCUGCGCGGCGUGUGCGACACCAUGGUCCUGACGGCCGAGCGCGAUCCGCUGCGUGACGAGGGCGAGGCCUACGCGCGCAAGCUGGUGGAGGCGGGCGUGCGGGUGACGGUCAGGCGGUACACGGGCGUACCGCACCCGUUUAUGCACAUGGCGACGAUUAACAAGGCCAAGAUGUACAUCAACGACGUCUGUGCGGAGUUGCGGCGUGUUCACGGGGCGUAG